Messenger RNA from Loa loa (African eye worm), 783 nucleotides. RefSeq lists its product as hypothetical. The record is from RefSeq and is a predicted model, not a curated record. Bases 1 to 783 code for a protein of 260 amino acids. Gene Ontology annotation, cellular component: nucleus; cytoplasm. Lineage: Eukaryota; Metazoa; Nematoda; Chromadorea; Rhabditida; Onchocercidae. Gene Ontology annotation, molecular function: protein serine/threonine phosphatase activity. The transcript has 5 exons.
AUGGAGGAGUCUCGCGCGUUACAGAUUUGUCACAAAACAGUUGAUCUCUUGAGAGAGUGUGGUACAUUGGAAUACAUUCAUGACCCGGAUGGCGUUGCUAUAUUUGGUGAUUUACACGGCAGUUUAUACGACUUAUUCAGAGGAAUAAAGGACGCCGGUUGGCCUACCGAGCGAACCUUAAUUUUUCUCGGAGAUUACAUUGAUCGCGGGAAGCACUCCCUCGAAAUGGUCUUAUUGCUUUUCCUGCUGAAAUUACGCUACCCGAAAAGAAUGUACAUGCUGCGUGGUAAUCAUGAAACGAUGAGUCAGUGCUAUGCAAAUGAAGAUGAGGAACGUGGGUUGAUUCGAAAUAUUGAGCGUUGUUAUCCGAAUGCUAAUAAGAAUCUGAUACUGUUUAAUAUCAAUUUUGUUUUCGAUCACUUACCACUUGCUGCCAUAUUAUCAGAUCAAGUCUUACUUUGUCAUGGUGGUAUCUCGCAAUUUAUAAAAUCGAGAGAAGACAUUGCUCAGAUACCACGUCCGUUAACAUGGCUCGCGCCAGAAACAAAUGUCUUUCACAUAAGCAUUAUGACAGAUAUUCUAUGGGCUGAUCCAUCUAAGGAAAUAACAUCGAAAUAUUCACCUUCCGAACGUGGUGCAUCUUAUUUUUUCAACCGGAGAGCAUUGAAAGAGAAACUACGAGAAUUAAAUUGUCGAGCUCUCAUACGUGGUCACGAAGCUAAUACAGUAAGUUAUGAAAGUAAUACAGUGAGUAAUGCAUACAACAAUAGAGUUGCACAAUAA